Molecule: messenger RNA, 3131 nt
Organism: Loxodonta africana (African savanna elephant)
Lineage: Eukaryota; Metazoa; Chordata; Mammalia; Proboscidea; Elephantidae
Gene: SEMA4B
Product: semaphorin 4B
Exons: 13
Coding region: 27-2420 (797 amino acids)
Biological process (GO): semaphorin-plexin signaling pathway; neural crest cell migration; axon guidance
Cellular component (GO): plasma membrane
Molecular function (GO): chemorepellent activity; semaphorin receptor binding
Source: RefSeq, a predicted model, not a curated record
CUAGAGGUUGGUCUAAGAGGCUUCUCAUGGGAGGCAUUCCCCCCAGGGUAAUGUCCAUCUUCCUCUCUCCAGGCUCCGAAGAGCGGCCGUUCCUCAGAUUUGAAGCCGACAACAUCUCCAACUAUACAGCCCUUCUGCUGAGCAGGGAUGGCAAGACUCUCUACGUGGGUGCCCAAGAGACCCUCUUUGCACUUAACAGCAGCAACAGCUUCCUGCCAGGCGGGGAGUACCAGGAGCUGCUAUGGCGUGCAGAUGCGGAGAGGAAACAGCAGUGCAGCUUCAAGGGCAAGGACCCACAGCGCGAUUGUCAAAACUACAUCAAGAUCCUCCUGCCACUCAACAGCAGCCACCUGUUCACCUGCGGCACAGCGGCCUUCAGCCCCGUGUGCACCUAUAUUAACAUGGAGAACUUUACUCUGGCACAGGACAAGGCAGGGAAUGUCCUCUUGGAAGAUGGCAAAGGUCGUUGUCCCUUUGACCCAAAUUUCAAGUCUACAGCCCUGGUGGUCGAUGGUGAGCUCUACACUGGAACGGUCAGCAGCUUCCAGGGGAAUGACCCAGCCAUCUCCCGGAGCCAGAGCCUCCGGCCCACCAAGACCGAGAGCUCCCUCAACUGGCUACAAGACCCAGCCUUUGUGGCCUCAGCCUACAUUCCCGAGAGCCUGGGCAGCUUGCAGGGGGACGACGAUAAGAUCUACUUCUUCUUCAGUGAAACAGGCCAGGAGUUUGAGUUCUUUGAGAACACCAUCGUGUCCCGCAUUGCCCGCAUCUGCAAGGGUGACGAGGGUGGUGAGCGGGUCCUGCAGCAGCGCUGGACGUCCUUCUUGAAGGCCCAGCUACUGUGCUCCCGGCCCGAUGACGGCUUCCCGUUCAACGUGCUGCAGGAUGUCUUCACACUGAGCCCCAGCCCCCAGGACUGGCUCGAUACCCUCUUCUAUGGGGUCUUCACGUCCCAGUGGCACAGGGGGACCACAGAGGGCUCUGCCAUCUGCGUCUUCACCAUGAAGGACGUGCAGAAGGCCUUCAACGGCCUCUACAAGGAGGUGAACCGGGAGACACAGCAGUGGUACACCGUGACUCACUCAGUACCCACGCCCCGGCCUGGAGCGUGCAUCACCAACAGUGCCCGGGAAAGGAGGAUCAACUCGUCCCUGCAGCUCCCAGACCGGGUGCUGAACUUCCUCAAGGACCACUUCCUGAUGGAUGGGCAGGUCCGCAGCCACAUGCUCCUGCUGCAGCCCCGGGCCCGCUACCAGCGUGUGGCUGUACACCGCGUUGUUGGCCUGCACCACACCUAUGAUGUCCUUUUCCUGGGCACCGGUGAUGGCCGGCUGCACAAGGCCGUGAAUGUGGCCUCCAGGGUGCACAUCAUCGAGGAGCUCCAGCUCUUCCCCCCAGGACAGCCCGUGCAGAACCUGCUGCUGGACACCAACAGGGGGCUGCUGUAUGCUGCCUCAUACUCGGGCAUAGUCCAGGUGCCUGUGGCCAACUGCAGCCUGUACCAGAGCUGCGGGGACUGCCUCCUCGCCCGGGACCCCUACUGCGCUUGGAGUGGCUCCAGCUGCAGGCACAUCAGCCUCCAACAGCCUGAGCUGGCCUCCAGGUUGUGGAUCCAGGACAUUGAGGGGGCCAAUGCCAAGGACCUGUGCAACACGUCCUGGCCCAUUAUGUCAACAGGCAAGAAGCCGUGUGAGCAAGUCCAGUUCCAGCCCAACACGGUGAACACCUUGGCCUGCCCGCUGCUCUCCAACCUGGCCACCCGGCUCUGGCUGCACAACGAGGCCCCUGUCAAUGCCUCGGCCUCCUGCCGUGUGCUGCCCACUGGGGACCUGCUGCUGGUGGGCAGCCAGCAGGGGCUGGGGUUGUUCCAGUGCUGGUCCCUGGAGAAUGGCUUCCAGCAGCUGGUGGCCAGCUACUGCCCAGAGGUGGUGGAGGGCAAGGUGGCAGAUGGAGCAGACCAGGGUGACAGCGUGCCUGUCAUUAUCAACACAUCGCGUGUGAGUGCACCAGCCAGUGGCAAGACCAGCUGGGGUGCCGACAAGUCCUACUGGAACGAGUUCCUGGUGAUGUGUGUGCUGUUUGUGCUUGCCGUGGUUCUUCUAACUCUGUUCUUCCUCUACCGGCACCGGGAUGGCAUGAAAGUCUUCCUGAAGCAGGGUGAGUGUGCCAGCGUGCACCCCAAGACCCGCCCUGUGGGGCGGCUGCCUGAGACCCGGCCACUCAACGGCGUUGGCCCCCCUAGCACUCCACUUGACUACCGAGGCUACCAGGCCCUGUCGGAUAUCUCCUCCGGGCCCCGGGUCUUCACCGAGUCAGAGAAGAGGCCACUCAGCAUCCAGGACAGCUUUGUGGAGGUAUCGCCCAUGUGCCCCCGGCCCCGAGUACGCCUGGGCUCUGACAUCCGGGACUCCGUGGUGUGAGAACAAACUUCAGAGGAGGCCACCUGGCUUCAAGGGCCUGGAGUGCCCAGAGGGUGCUGGCUUGAUCUCUGCUCCUCGUCAGCCACAGCCACGGUGCCCAGACCUUGGGAACGAUGGAGCCAGCUGCCUUGCUGUUCUUCAGCCAAUAGCGGGGCCACCUACAGCCCAGACAGCCAAGGCACCGAAGGUCCUGGCUAAAGAUGGGGGUCUGCCCAGGUGGGCAGAACUGUGCUCCUCAGGCAAACUGAGCCCUCUGUUUAAAAAAACAAUUGAAAAUGUGAAACAAGAGUGAGAGGGGUGAGAGACACACAGAGUGCCACUCCUGCCACCACUCCAGUUCACAGGCUUCCCAGCCUCUCAUGCCUCCCAAGGGUAUUAGGGACUUGUCCACAAUGGUUGUUGGAGACAGAGUGGGAAGUCCCUCACUGACUUGCCUCUUCCGCCUCCCACCUUAUCCUGCUGCAACAGGCUGUCCCCUCCUCACUGAGAGCCAGGGGCCGACUCGGGCCUCUCGAGCUCCUGGCCAUUCCAGCCAGCCAGGGGUAUAGUUGUUGUCGCUGUCACCGCUCCACCUCAGGGACCACAGUGCUAGGCUAGCACCACCCCAGGCCCUGGGCUCCGACCCAUCUCCUGGACCCUUCCGGCCUGCAUCAGGCUGUGGCCACUUGAGAGGGCAGUGUGGGUCCAGGAGCGGAUUUAUGAUACCAUGUU